CUUUUUACCCCCCUCCAACAGGGAGAAUCACGUGUUCUGAGAGUGAAGGUUGUUUCUGGAAUUGAUCUCGCCAAAAAAGACAUCUUUGGAGCCAGUGAUCCAUACGUGAAGCUUUCAUUGUACGUAGCGGAUGAGAAUAGAGAACUUGCUUUGGUCCAGACAAAAACAAUUAAAAAGACGCUGAACCCAAAAUGGAAUGAAGAAUUUUAUUUUAGAGUAAACCCAUCUAAUCACAGACUCCUGUUUGAAGUGUUUGAUGAAAACAGAUUGACACGAGACGACUUCCUGGGACAGGUGGACGUGCCCCUUAAUCAUCUCCCGACAGAAGACCCAACCAUGGAGCGACCCUACACAUUCAAGGACUUUCUCCUCAGACCUAGAAGUCAUAAAUCUCGAGUAAAGGGAUUUUUGCGAUUGAAAAUGGCCUAUAUGCCGAAAAAUGGGGGUCAAGAUGAAGAAAGCAGUGAGCUGAGGGACGAUUCGGAGCACGGGUGGGAGGUUGUGGACUCGAAUGACUCGGCUUCUCAGCACCAGGAGGAGCUUCCUCCACCACCUCUGCCCCCUGGCUGGGAAGAAAAAGUGGACAACUUGGGUCGCACUUACUAUGUCAACCACAACAACCGGACCACUCAGUGGCACCGACCAAGCUUGAUGGAUGUGUCCUCCGAGGCCGACAGCAACAUCCGCCAGAUCAACCAGGAGGCGGCGCACCGGCGCUUCCGCUCCCGCCGGCACAUCAGCGAGGACCUGGAGCCCGAGCCCUCCGAGGGCGGGGAGGCCCCAGAGUCUUGGGAGACCAUUUCGGAAGAAUCGACUAACACUGGAGACUCCCUCAGUCUGGCGCUGCUUCCCCCUCCACCUUCCUCCCCAUCCUCUCGGACCAGCCCCCAGGAGCUGUCCGAGGAACUGAGCAGAAGGCUUCAGAUUACUCCCGACUCCAAUGGGGAGCAGUUUGGUUCUUUGAUUCAGAGGGAGCCGUCCUCCAGGCUGAGGUCGUGCAGUGUCACCGACGCGGUCGCAGAGCAGGCUCAUCUACCACCGCCAUCAGUGGCCUAUGUACACACCACGCCGGGCCUACCUUCAGGCUGGGAAGAAAGGAAAGAUGCUAAGGGACGCACAUACUAUGUCAAUCAUAACAAUCGAACCACCACUUGGACUCGGCCUAUCAUGCAGCUUGCAGAAGAUGGUGCAUCUGGAUCCGCCACAAACAGUAACAACCACCUAAUCGAGCCUCAGAUCCGCCGGCCUCGUAGCCUCAGUUCGCCAACAGUAACUUUAUCUGCCCCACUGGAGGGUGCCAAGGAUUCACCCAUACGCCGGGCUGUGAAAGAUACCCUUUCCAAUCCACAGUCCCCACAGCCAUCACCUUACAACUCCCCCAAACCACAACACAAAGUCACACAGAGCUUCCUGCCACCCGGCUGGGAAAUGAGGAUCGCGCCGAACGGCCGGCCCUUCUUCAUUGACCAUAACACAAAGACUACAACAUGGGAAGAUCCGCGCCUGAAAUUUCCAGUACAUUUGCGAUCAAAGGCACCUUUAAACCCCAAUGACCUUGGCCCUCUUCCUCCCGGUUGGGAAGAAAGAAUUCACUUGGAUGGCCGAACAUUUUAUAUUGAUCAUAAUAGCAAAAUAACUCAGUGGGAAGACCCAAGACUGCAGAACCCAGCUAUUACUGGCCCGGCGGUUCCUUACUCCAGAGAAUUUAAGCAGAAAUAUGACUACUUUAGGAAGAAAUUAAAGAAACCUGCUGAUAUUCCAAAUAGGUUUGAAAUGAAACUUCACAGAAAUAACAUUUUUGAAGAGUCCUAUCGGCGAAUCAUGUCUGUGAAAAGACCAGAUGUCCUAAAAGCUAGACUGUGGAUUGAAUUUGAAUCAGAGAAAGGUCUUGACUAUGGGGGUGUGGCCAGAGAAUGGUUCUUCUUACUGUCCAAAGAGAUGUUCAAUCCCUACUAUGGUCUCUUCGAGUACUCUGCCACGGACAACUACACCCUUCAGAUCAAUCCCAAUUCAGGCCUUUGUAAUGAAGACCAUUUGUCCUACUUCACUUUUAUUGGAAGAGUGGCUGGUCUGGCAGUAUUUCAUGGGAAACUUUUAGAUGGAUUCUUCAUUAGACCGUUUUACAAAAUGAUGCUGGGAAAGCAGAUAACUCUAAAUGACAUGGAAUCUGUGGACAGUGAGUAUUACAACUCCUUGAAAUGGAUCCUAGAGAACGACCCCACGGAACUGGACCUCAUGUUCUGUAUCGAUGAAGAAAACUUCGGACAGACAUAUCAAGUGGACCUGAAGCCCAAUGGGUCUGAAAUAAUGGUUACAAAUGAAAACAAAAGGGAAUAUAUUGACCUCGUCAUCCAGUGGAGGUUUGUGAACAGGGUCCAGAAGCAAAUGAACGCCUUCUUGGAGGGAUUCACAGAGCUGCUUCCUAUUGAUUUGAUUAAAAUUUUCGAUGAAAAUGAACUGGAGUUGCUGAUGUGUGGCCUCGGAGACGUGGAUGUGAAUGACUGGAGACAGCAUACUAUCUACAAGAACGGCUACUGCCCAAACCACCCUGUCAUUCAGUGGUUCUGGAAGGCUGUGCUGCUGAUGGACGCUGAGAAGCGUAUCCGGUUACUGCAGUUUGUCACAGGGACGUCCCGAGUACCUAUGAAUGGAUUUGCUGAACUUUAUGGUUCCAAUGGUCCUCAGCUGUUUACAAUAGAGCAAUGGGGGAGUCCUGACAAACUGCCCAGAGCUCACACAUGCUUUAACCGCCUUGACUUACCUCCGUAUGAAACCUUUGAAGAUUUACGAGAGAAACUUCUCAUGGCCGUGGAAAACGCCCAAGGCUUUGAAGGGGUGGAUUAAGCGCCCGCCCGCCUCGGGUGGUGGAUCAUCCAGCAAGUCCUGCUUGCACUUUUGCGUUUGCCUAACGGACUUUGCAGAGACAAUGGCAGGGAGCGUUGCACAGCGUGGCUCCUGGAGCAGAGCCUUCGCCCGUGACUUGCCCAAGUUCAGACAUGGGAACCCAGUCCCAGGUCCCGUUUCUGCAUUUUCCACCGCGAAUUAUCAACUGGUUGAUGUGUACACUAAUUACAUUUCAGGAGGACUUAAUUCUAUUUAUGUUGUGCCUCUGUAGGCAAAGCCCUUAAUAAAUAUUUUACAUACUUUAUAAUGACAAUGAAUGGAAUUAAUCACUCUACAGGUAUAGUAUUACAACUCAUGUUUACUUUUUGAAAAUGAUUUAGACCGAUUUCCCAAUUUCAUUUCAUUACAAUUAAAGAUGUCUCAUGUACUUGGAAAAGUGAGCA
This is a messenger RNA of Miniopterus natalensis, 3287 nucleotides long. The record is from RefSeq and is a predicted model, not a curated record. NCBI's taxonomy places the organism in Eukaryota, Metazoa, Chordata, Mammalia, Chiroptera, Miniopteridae.